ACGAUGGAAAUCUAAUAAAGUAAUAUGGAAGGAUUCAGCCGAUUUCAAGAUAACAGACCCAUCAGGCGUCAAUCCGAUAAUAACAAUAUGAAACUUAGCAUAUGAAUAUUAUCUUGAUGAUAACACAUAUCAGUAUCGAUACUCCACCAAUCGAGAAGACAAUAUUAUAACAACGCGACGGAGUAGUACGAGAAAAACAUUAUGAAAUUAGUGUUCAGGAAUAAGUAAACGAAUAAUUAAAAUAAUCGAAUCGCGUGUUAAUAAGUUAAAAGAUGAAGGACUUCGAGGAGAGCAGCAGAAAAAGUUAUAAAGUGAAUGAUUUAUCAAAAGUGGAAUUCACGAAGAAUGACACUGCUAAUGACAAAAGCAGUGAAGCGGAGACAGAGGAAGUACCAAGCGUUUCAUUUAUAACAUUAUACCGUUUCGCAACUGGAAAGGACAAACUCUACAUUUUCGUUGCGAUCAUAUGUUCUUUAAUAUGCGGAGCCACGACCCCCCUUAAUACCCUGCUAUUCGCAUCGUUAUUGCAAAGCAUGGUGGACUAUGGCAUAUCAUUAAUAAUCGGGGUGCCCGCUGGAGACGUAUUUCUUGAGGCAGUCAGAGAUUUCGCAAUCUACAACAGUAUAAUAGGAGCUGUUAUCGUCGUCCUGUCGUAUGCUGCCACAGUUCUUAUGAACAUAUCCGCGUUUAAUCAGGUUUAUCGGAUUCGGCAGGAAUAUUUGAAGGCAGCUUUAAAUCAGGAUUUCGAAUACUUUGACACGCACCAGACUGGCGAUUUUGCUUCUAAAAUGACAGAUGAUGUUAUAAAAUUAGAGGAUGGAAUCGGUGAGAAAUUAGCGACUUUCAUAUUCUACCAAGCAUCGUUUGUCAGCUCCAUAAUAAUGGCACUCGUCAAGGGAUGGAAACUAGCCCUUUUGUGCCUUAUAUCUUUUCCAGUCACUUUGACGCUGGUCGGAAUUGCGGGCCUGAUUGCCUCUCGGCUAUCUAAAAAAGAGGCUGUGGCAUCGGGCAAAGCAGGUUCUAUAGCAGAAGAAGUGUUGACAGCAAUACGGACAGUUUACGCCUUUAGUGGACAGACAAAAGAAAUACAAAGAUAUGAAGGUCAUCUUGCAGAGUCGAGAAGUAUAAAUAUUAAAAAAGGUUUUUUUAAUGGUAUGGCUAUGGGCACAUUGUUCUUUUGCAUCUUUUGCGCGUACGCAUUAUCCUUCUGGUUCGGAUACAGGCUUAUGGUGUUAGAGCCAGAGACAUAUGACGUUAAUACAAUGAUAGCGGUUUUCUUUGGAGUAAUGAUGGGCUCAGCAAACUUUGGUAUAUCGUCGACGUUGAUGGAAGUGUUCGGAGUGGCGCGAGGUGCUGGCGCGCAAAUCUUCAAUUUGAUCGACAAUGUGCCGGUCAUCAAUCCUUUGUUAAACCGUGGGUUUACUCCCUCUACUAUUCAGGGGAACAUCGAACUGAAAAACGUCGUGUUUGACUAUCCUUCGCGACCAGAUGUUCCGGUUCUGAAAGGAGUCAGUCUCACCGUACAGCGAGGACAAUCAGUAGCCCUGGUUGGACAUUCGGGUUGUGGAAAGUCUACAAUAAUACAGCUUUUAUCAAGAUAUUACGACGUUAUUGAUGGCAGCGUAUCCAUUGAUGGUAACGAUGUUCGGAAGUUAUCAGUAAGGUGGUUACGCGACCAAAUUGGACUGGUGGGCCAGGAGCCUGUGUUAUUCAACACGACGGUUCGAGAAAACAUUCGGUAUGGUCGCGAGGAUGCCGAUGACGAAGCUAUUGAAAAGUGCGCGAAACAGGCCAACGCACAUGAAUUCAUCAUGAAACUACCCUCGGGUUAUGACACAUUGGUUGGUGAAAGGGGAGCCUCUCUUUCAGGAGGUCAAAAACAAAGAAUCGCUAUCGCACGGGCACUUGUACGCAAUCCUAGAAUUUUGCUGCUUGACGAGGCCACAAGUGCGUUGGACACAUCAUCUGAAGCCAAAGUACAGAAGGCUCUUGACAAGGCACAAGAAGGACGCACGACUAUUGUUGUGGCCCACAGACUUUCAACAAUAAGGAACGUUGAUAAAAUUUACGUAUUCAAAAGUGGGACCGUAGUAGAGACUGGAAAUCACGAAGAACUAAUGAAAAAAAAGGGUCACUACUACGAUAUGGUUAUGCUUCAAUCUUCUCCAGAUUUAAAUGAAACAGAGCCAGGUAAGAAUAUAUUGGACCGAACUACGUCUAUACAAAGCGAAAAGGAUGAAGACGAACAUUUUGAACCUAAAAUGGAGGAAGCCGAUCCGACCACAGAAAUCCCAGAUGUGUCGUUUACUGAGGUGGUGAAGCUCAAUUCACCCGAGUGGAAGUCCAUAACUGCUGCAAGCCUUUGUUCCGUGAUCAGUGGUUUCGCUAUGCCGAUCCUCGCUAUCAUACUUGGCGACUUUGUUGGUGUUCUUUCCAACGAUGACACAGAGGCAGUUCAAGCACAAGUGCGUGAAUAUGCCUUAAUAUUUGUAGGUGUUGGAGUUUUUUCAGGAAUCACGAACUUCAUAAUGGUAUCCAUGUACGGUGUAGCUGGCGAAUAUCUUACGGCUCGAUUGCGGAAACUGAUGUUCAAAAGUUUACUACAGCAAGAAAUUGGAUUCUUCGACGACAAAAACAACUCAACAGGAGCUUUAUGCGCUCGUUUAUCAGGCGAAGCAGCUCAAGUUCAAGGGGCAACAGGUCAGAGAAUCGGAACUGUUUUACAAGCAUUUGGUACUUUCUCAUUUUCCUUGGCAGUAUCGUUGUAUUAUGAAUGGCGUUUAGGACUAGUAGCUUUAACUUUCGUGCCACUAAUGGCUGCUGUGCUGUACAAGCAAGGAAGAAUGGUUACCGCCGAAUCCUUUGGAACAGCGAAAACUAUGGAACAAAGUUCUAAGAUUGCUGUAGAAGCUGUAUCAAAUGUACGAACGGUUGCAUCCCUCGGCAGAGAAGAGACUUUCCUGAAUGAUUAUGCCAAACAAUUAUUGCCAGCGCUCGAUGUCGCUAAACGUACGUCGCACUGGCGAGGCAUAGUUUUUGGUCUCUCUAGAGGCCUAUUUAACUUUAUUUACGCUGCCACACUAUAUUACGGAGGCCAUUUAAUGGUGUACGGAAAUGUCGGCUAUGCUACGAUUCUUAAGUCAGCCCAGACACUGUUGAUGGGGUCGUCUUCAGCAGCACAAGCUUUUGCGUUUGCACCUAAUUUCCAAAAAGGAAUCAAGGCAGCAGGGCGUGUCAUUGUGAUACUCAACAGACAAUCUAAAAUUACAGAUCCAAUUCAACCCGCAGUUGAAGACUUUAGGGGAACAGGCGAAGCGAGUUUACAAAAUGUACACUUCAAAUAUCCAACCCGACAAACCAUACAAGUCCUAAAUAACUUUGACCUUGAGAUAGAAAACGGAAAAACGAUUGCGCUGGUCGGCGCAAGUGGUUGCGGGAAGAGCACGAUUAUCCAACUUCUGCAAAGAUACUACGACCCUGAUAGCGGCAUUGUGGCUCAAAAUGGAAUACCAAUAUCAAAACUACGCCUAGUUGAUAUAAGACAGUCGAUUGGAUUUGUACAACAAGAACCAGUUCUGUUUGACCGCACUAUUGGUGAAAAUAUAGCCUAUGGAGACAAUACGAGAAACCCAACUAGUGAGGAAAUAAUUGAGGCCGCCAAACAAGCUAACAUACACAAUUUUAUCGCAUCAUUGCCUAUGGGCUACGACACUAACAUUGGCUCAAAGGGUACACAACUGUCUGGAGGUCAAAAACAAAGAGUGGCAAUAGCAAGAGCGCUGAUUAGGCGACCUAAUAUGCUUCUUCUGGACGAAGCUACAAGCGCAUUGGAUACAGAAAGCGAAAAGGUUGUGCAAGAAGCACUGGACGCCGCGAAGGAAGGACGCACGUGCGUGAUGAUUGCGCACCGUCUCAGCACGGUGCGCGACGCGGACAUAAUCUGCGUGCUUAGCAACGGUCGCGUGGCGGAGCGUGGAACACACACAGAGCUCAUGCAACUCAAAGGACUAUAUUACAACUUAAAUAGACGGGGCUACGCUUAAUACUGCGCGUAGUUCAACUGUUUAUUACUUAAUUAGUUGUAAGUUCUAUUUAAAUUUUAAAUGGUAGAAUUAAUAAAAACAAUGUGAUUCUUAUUAUAAUAUACCAUGUACCUACUUAUGAUAUAUAUUCUUUGUUACCUAUUUUUAUCAAGUUAACUUAGGUUGAGUUAGGCUUUGUUACAUUUGUAAUUGAAACUAACCCAUACUAUCAGGCAUUCAGUCUUCUUUUGCUUUUUCAAUCAGUCUACUUUCAAGAUUAACAAUGCUAUUUUAAAACCAACUUAAGCGAAUGUAUACAUAAAUAAUAUCAUAAGACAAGUAUUUGCUGUUAAAGCUGGCUAUGUUAGUAUCCCAAUGUACAAAUUGAUUUUGAAUAUUAAUGAAGUAUUUUAACCAGUGCAUAAAAAUAUGGAUAAGA
Molecule: messenger RNA, 4461 nt
Organism: Pararge aegeria (speckled wood butterfly)
Lineage: Eukaryota; Metazoa; Arthropoda; Insecta; Lepidoptera; Nymphalidae
Product: ATP-dependent translocase ABCB1-like
Exons: 23
Coding region: 273-4043 (1256 amino acids)
Biological process (GO): transmembrane transport
Cellular component (GO): membrane
Molecular function (GO): ATP binding; ABC-type transporter activity; ATP hydrolysis activity
Source: RefSeq, a predicted model, not a curated record